Molecule: messenger RNA, 717 nt
Organism: Daktulosphaira vitifoliae (grape phylloxera)
Lineage: Eukaryota; Metazoa; Arthropoda; Insecta; Hemiptera; Phylloxeridae
Exons: 4
Coding region: 130-513 (127 amino acids)
Source: RefSeq, a predicted model, not a curated record
GUUAUUUUAAUACAUGAAAUUAUAUAAUGUGUGUAUUUUUUUAUUUUAAAUUCAAUAGUUCUCAGAAAUUUAUCAAACGAAGUACAAUUUUACACAUCACAUAAUAAUAUCGCAGUAUAUUUUAAUAAAAUGAAUUCAAUAACUAUUGUCAUGAUUUUUUUAGGUUAUUGUUUUGCAGAAAAUUCUUCUGAAACCAGUUCUUCCGAAAACGAAGUCAAUGAGACUGAUUAUAAACAAUUUUCAUAUAUAACUUCCAAAGAAGCACGAGAGUGUCAAGAAAUAAUGAAUAAUAUUAAAUAUACCACCAGUAAAGAAAAUUUCAUAACACUGUUACAAUCACAUUCAUCAAUUAAUAAUAAAUUAAAAAGAAAGGUUAUAAAUAAAAUUAAUCAGGAGCAAAAUUGUAUGAAAUUUGGAACUAAACAAAUGUUUGAAUUUUUAAAUCUUCAUAAAGAACCUUCUUGUUUAGAAAAGUGUUUUCCGUGUUUAAUUUCAAAACAAAAUAUAAAUUAAAUAAUAUUUUUAUGACAGCAUGUAACUCAAAGACAACAACAUGGAUUAUUAUAGAUCAGAAAUAAUGUUUAUUUGUUAUGAUUAUAUUAAAAGAUUAAACAUUACAUAACUGAACUAAAUAUGAAAUAUUGUAAUAAUAAAAAAUGUGAAUUUAAGUUUUGUAUAAAACAAAUUUUUAUUUUUAAAUAAACAAAUUUACUAUUA